Molecule: messenger RNA, 8664 nt
Organism: Camelus dromedarius (Arabian camel)
Lineage: Eukaryota; Metazoa; Chordata; Mammalia; Artiodactyla; Camelidae
Gene: EPB41L1
Product: erythrocyte membrane protein band 4.1 like 1
Exons: 27
Coding region: 422-5278 (1618 amino acids)
Biological process (GO): cortical actin cytoskeleton organization
Cellular component (GO): cytoskeleton; plasma membrane
Molecular function (GO): structural molecule activity; actin binding
Source: RefSeq, a predicted model, not a curated record
CCAAGGUUCCGGGACUGAAACGUUCCGGCGGGAGGAAGGACGAAGGAGGUGUCGCGUGAGAUCAGGACAGCCUCCUGGCUUGCCCUUCGAAACGGAUAGAGAGCUCAAAAGGACAGAGGGUCACCCCUCUGCCAAACAGGACUGCCCCUUCCUUCGCCCGGGGCCACAACCACUUUACCUGGGAAGUGGAUGCUCCAGAAAUUUACAGGGGCAGGUGAACACUCACCAAGUGUUUGCUCUUUGAAGAUCAUGAGCGGUUUCCAACCAAACUUCUGGAGAGCGGCAGGAUCAGCAGCCCCCGUCUCCGGGAACCUGACGUCAUGAUGAGAGAAGCAGCUCUGAGGAAUCUCACCAGGUGCCUGACUGACGUCCUUCCCCCGCGGGGAGCUGGUGUGGUCGGAGGAGGGGCGUGCUGGUCACCAUGACAACAGAGACAGGGCCUGACUCUGAGGUGAAGAAGGCUCAGGAGGAGGCCCCGCAGCAGCCCGAGGCAGCCGCCACAGCAGCCACCCCCGUGACCCCCGCCGGCCACGGCCAUCCCGAGGCCAACUCCAAUGAGAAACAUCCACCCCAGCAGGACACUCAGCCUGCCGAACAGAGCCUAGACAUGGAGGAGAAGGACUAUGGGGAGGCUGAUGGCCUGUCAGAGAGGACCACACCCAGCAAGGCCCAGAAAUCGCCCCAGAAGAUUGCCAAGAAGUACAAGAGUUCCAUCUGCCGAGUCACUCUGCUCGAUGCCUCUGAGUACGAGUGUGAGGUGGAGAAACAUGGCCGGGGCCAGGUGCUGUUUGACCUGGUCUGUGAGCACCUCAACCUCCUGGAGAAGGACUACUUUGGCCUGACCUUCUGUGAUGCCGACAGCCAGAAGAACUGGCUGGACCCCUCCAAGGAAAUCAAGAAGCAGAUCCGGAGCAGCCCCUGGAAUUUUGCCUUCACAGUCAAGUUCUACCCACCUGACCCUGCCCAGCUGACAGAAGACAUCACAAGAUACUACCUGUGCCUGCAGCUGCGGGCAGACAUCAUCACAGGCCGCCUGCCCUGCUCCUUCGUCACACACGCCCUGCUGGGCUCCUACGCCGUGCAGGCUGAGCUGGGCGACUAUGACGCCGAGGAGCACGUGGGCAACUACGUCAGUGAGCUCCGCUUCGCCCCCAACCAGACCCGGGAGCUGGAAGAGAGGAUCAUGGAACUGCACAAGACAUACAGGGGCAUGACCCCAGGAGAAGCAGAAAUCCAUUUCCUGGAGAAUGCCAAGAAGCUUUCUAUGUACGGAGUAGACCUGCACCAUGCCAAGGACUCUGAGGGCAUCGACAUCAUGUUAGGAGUCUGUGCCAACGGCCUGCUUAUCUACCGGGACCGGCUGAGAAUCAACCGCUUCGCAUGGCCGAAGAUUCUCAAGAUCUCGUACAAGAGGAGUAACUUCUACAUCAAGAUCCGGCCUGGGGAGUACGAGCAGUUUGAGAGCACGAUUGGCUUUAAGCUCCCAAAUCACCGGUCGGCCAAGAGACUGUGGAAGGUCUGCAUCGAGCACCACACGUUCUUCCGGCUGGUGUCCCCUGAGCCCCCACCCAAGGGCUUCUUGGUGAUGGGCUCCAAGUUCCGGUAUAGUGGGAGGACCCAGGCACAGACCCGCCAGGCCAGCGCCCUCAUCGACCGGCCCGCGCCCUUCUUUGAGCGUUCCUCCAGCAAACGGUACACCAUGUCCCGCAGCCUUGAUGGAGCAGAGUUCUCCCGCCCAGCCUCUGUCAGUGAGAACCACGACGCAGGACCUGACAGUGACAAGCGGGAGGAGGAUGGCGAGUCUGGGGGGCGGCGGUCAGAGGCUGAGGAGGGAGAAGUCAGGACCCCCACCAAGAUCAAGGAUCUAAAGCCGGAGCAGGAAACCACGCCGCGACACAAGCAGGAGUUCUUAGACAAGCCAGAGGACGUCUUGCUGAAGCAUCAGGCGAGCAUCAAUGAGCUCAAGAGGACCUUGAAGGAACCCAACAGCAAACUGAUCCACCGGGAUCGAGACUGGGAGCGGGAGCGCAGGCUGCCCUCCUCGCCCGCCUCCCCCUCCCCCAAAGGCACCCCUGAGAAAGCCAACGAGUCCCAGAGGACCCAGGACACCUCUCAGCAGGACUUGGCGCCUGAGCCUGGGACGGCCACAGGCUUGGAAGUGUUCACUCAGAAAAGCCUCGCAGCAUCUCCUGAGGGUUCAGAGCAUUGGGUAUUGAUAGAAAGAGAGUACAUUAGGCCAGAAGAACUCAGUCUCCUAAAAGUGACCACCACGCAGCAGGAAGAAGGUGAGGCAGGCCUCGCAGACAUCCUUGCUGAUGGCAGACUCUCCAAGGUAGACAUCCUGGUGGACAAGUUCAGAGUUGAAGUGGCCACAGAAGAGAUAGUAGGAGCCAGAAGAGCAAACACCCAGCGACAAGGAAGAAUGAUCGCAAGCCCGGAGGACUUCGAGUCAGUGUGGGAGGAAGGCACCUGGGUCAGGGAAGGCCCAGGAGGGGCUUCUCUGGCUGCAGGCAGCACGCUGGCCGAAAAGCUCUUGGAAGGCUUCCAGUUCAGGGCGAACCCUGGGGAGGCGACCAUCAGGAAGCACCGGGUCUCCAGUGGUCAGCUGGAGGGCCAGACGGAGCAGAGGCAGGAGCUGGAGGAGUCCCAGACUUGCGGGAGACCCGCUGCCCCAGGGACCAGACCAGCGGAGACGGAUGUCCCUUCUCCGGCCUCUGACACAGGAGGACUCCGGUCAUUUCUGUUGGACCCAGCUCACACCGAGGCCAGAGCCGACUCGAGCGAUGAAACCGAUACUUCCUUUGUGGAGAGGAGCUUCUAUUUAAACAACGAGGAGAAAGAUUCUGAAGACCAAGUCCUCCUUCCACCCCUGGAGGAGAGAGAAGAGCACCUGGAUGCCCCACCUGGACGUGAGCCCAGCCUGAAGCUCUGGGAGGAGCUCACAGAGAGCCCAGAGCCCAGCUCCUCCGGCCUACUGGGCUCUGCAGCCGCUGCUGACAGGGACAAGGACCCAGAGGGUGAGGCCCCCUCAGCUGCUGCAGAGGAAGGGGCAGGGGACCGCGGGAGACCAGAUGACCUGGAGGCCUUUGUCAAGCAGCUUGGAAAGGGCCCUUCUCCAGCACUGAUGUCGGCUGGGGACUGGGAAGAAGCCCAGUGCAGGGUGGAGGGAGAAUUUACCCACCCAGCCCCCUCAGUAACUGCAGAGGGAGAGGCCCACAGGAGUGGAGACUUGAUGGGAAAGGCUGAGAAAAGUCCUCCAGGAGGAUGGAAGAACCACUCACCUCACAGAGGAGGGGGCAUGUGUCCGAACCCCCAAGCCUGUGCCCUUCCGUGGGCCAUCCCUCCUAACGAUGUCAGGAAGCCAGCGAAGCCAGACAGAGGCAAUUUCCUGUCCAAAGAGAGGGGACCAGUUCACCCCCAAACAGUAGAAUCUGCAAUGGAAGACAGCAAGGCCCCAGCAUUUCUUCAGAUGGAGGUGAUCACCCCCCUCCCAGCGUCCCCUUGUCCCUUUGCGGCUCAGAUGUCUCCAGAGGAAGCUUCUCCAAGCCCAGCCCCUCAUGGGUCAGGGGAGCCUUUGCAGCUCAGGGACUCCUUUGGAGAACAGGCUCCUCUAUUUCUCAAACAUACCCAUCCUUCUAAAGAGAGCCCGGAGCCUAAGGACCGAGUAGAGCUGGUUGUGACAUCGGACGGAGGUGAGCGCAGGGCCCCUCCUGUCGCCAGCAGAAAGCCCAGAGUUGUCCCUGAAGAAGUCGAGGGGUUAGUGUUUCCUUCAGGGAAGCAAAAAGAGAUGACCUCUUUCCAGCAUGGGGGUCAAGAGGGCUCCCUGGAAGAUAUUAGCAAGACCUCAGUGGCCAACAAAAUUCGUAUCUUUGAGACCCAUGGAGCAGAAACUCGCAGGGCAAGUCAGGGUGAAACCAGAGCCUUUGCAAAUGAGUUGUCUUCAGAAGCCUCCGCGGGGCAGGUCGAGCAGCAGCGGAAUAAGCUUUUAGACCUGGGAUUUGUCCAGUUCCAGCCCCCAGGGGACUUUGCUGUCCUCAAAGCCACACAUUCCUCAGUGAUGCUGCCAGCUACCAAACACUUCAGGGAGGGCAUUUCUACCACAGCCCCCCGGGAAGGAUGCCUGGACGUCGAGCUCGUGUCUGCCAGUACAGGCUGCGAAGCUCCACUGGAGGAAGCUACUGGGGGAACUGGCCACAAUACACCUGGAGAUGCGGUCAGGCAAGAGAAGCACGUCACCAGCUUAGCAGCCAACCCCCCGGGAAAGGGGGCACACCUGAGAUUCGCCAGCCCCUCAGGCCCUCAGAGAGCAGGGCUGAGGGAGGGCUCCGAGGAGAAAAUCAAACCACCACGUCCCAGGGCCCCAGAGAGUGACACGGGAGACGAGGACCAGGACCAGGAGAGGGACGCGGUGUUCCUGAAGGACAACCACCUGGCCAUUGAGCGUAAGUGCUCCAGCAUCACGGUCAGCUCCACGUCCAGCCUGGAGGCCGAGGUCGACUUCACGGUCAUUGGUGACUACCACGGCAGCGCCUUCGACGACUUCUCCCGCAGCCUGCCUGAGCUCGACCGAGACAAAAGCGACUCAGAAACCGAGGGCCUGGUGUUCUCCCGGGAUCUCAACAAAGGGGGCCCCAGCCAGGAUGACGAGUCUGGGGGAUUCGAGGACAGCCUGGAUCGAGGGGCCUGCUCCACCCCGGAUAUGCCCCAGUUCGAGCCGGUGAAAACAGAAACCAUGACUGUCAGCAGCCUGGCCAUCAGGAAGAAGAUCGAGCCAGAGGCUGUACUACAGACUAGAGUCACCACUGUGGACACCACCCAGGUUGAUGGGACUGCCCUAGGUGGGAAGGAGUUCAUAACAACUACUCCCUCCAUCACCACAGAGACCAUAUCAACCACCAUGGAGAACAGUCUCAAGUCCGGGAAGGGGGCAGCUGCCAUGAUCCCAGGCCCACAGACGGUGGCCACGGAAAUCCAUUCUCUUUCUCCGAUCAUCGGGAAAGAUGUCCUCACCAGCACCUACGGCGCCACUGCGGAAACCCUCUCCACCUCCACCACCACCCAUGUUACCAAAACUGUGAAAGGAGGGUUUUCUGAGACGAGGAUCGAGAAGCGGAUCAUCAUUACUGGGGACGAAGAUGUCGAUCAAGACCAGGCCCUGGCUUUGGCCAUCAAGGAGGCCAAACUUCAGCAUCCUGACAUGCUGGUAACCAAAGCUGUUGUAUACAGAGAAACAGACCCAUCCCCGGAGGAGAGGGACAAGAAGCCACAGGAAUCCUGACCUCUGUGAAGAGAUGCUCGCGUUUCUGGUCCAACCCAAGCCAGAGAACCGCAAAGAAGGGGCCUUCAUUCUGGAUUCUCCGACGCAACACCGACGUCCCAGCUGCGACGUACUGUCCCUGAUGAGAGACUGGGAAAGGAAAAGCAUAUAUAUAGAUAUAUAUAGAUAUAGAUAUAUAUACAGGAAACACCACGUCCUUGCACUGCUGCCGGGGCUGGCCGAGCAUUCGGCCGACAGCAACCAACAUCCGAACGCCUACAUUUCCUUUGCAGACAAAUUCAAGACUCGGUGGGAUUUUUCAGGAAAAAAAAAGAUAACAAUAACCCCUUGCUUUCCCCUCCUCCCUUGGAGCCCUGCAGAACAACCAGGGCAAGUCAGACCUCGCUGAUUGUAGGAGUUCAAGUCGACCCUGGUUCUGCACGUUACAUUUAGUGGACGAGCGUUCUGUUUGUUCUUCUCCCGCGUCCGUUGCCCACUCGAAUGCAAAGGAAAACACUUUUGCAGCCAAGCAAGAGAAGCUGCAGCAGCAAGACACGCCCCAUCAACCAUUUUCCGAGAAAGAGCGAAAGAUCCCCACUCGGAAGGGAGGAGGAGGAACACUGGAUUGUUAUCUUUCGGGUCUUGACACUGGGCUGCAAAAAUCCACCUUCCUUUCUUCCACCUCCCUUCCCCCUUGACUCUCACACGUCUUGUCAUUUUCUGUCUCGGGUCCCUCCCCUCUCUCCCCCACCCCACGUCCCUCAUCCUCCAGUGUCCUGGUCCUGCUGAGGGCCACUGCAAUGACUCUCAUUGGAAACAAGAAAAAGAAAAGAAAAGCAAGAACGUAAAACCAGCCACAGGGAGGUAGACAUUGUAUGUUUAUGGGUUCUCACUAUGGAGGUGCAGCUUGUAGGAGGUUUGUACGGAUGUGCUUUUAAGUGAUGUAUAUUACGUAUAACAGGAAACAAAUACUACAAUAAACCGUGCUGGUAAGUAUGAAGCUGACAUUUUAAAAUUAUAAUUAUCUGACUGUGAUUGAUAUAUCCCAAGGUUCCUAGAUCUCACUGAAUCGGCCCAGCCAAGGAGACCUGGACCCUGGCUGUAGGUCGCUCAUGGUAGGAGCUGACGGUUCAGUGUAGAAAUACAGUGUGUGGUGUUUGUAAUUUGGUUGAUUGAUGGGGAGGGGCGGAGUCUCCAAAUGGAGAGGCAGGGGUUUGGCAAGAAGGAAGCAGGCUCAACGCCUUCUCCCCACCGGGGCAGUAGCAGCCAGGGCCUGGUCUGUGCUCAGGCGUGGUGUCCAGAGUUAGGAUUCUGCCACACAGGUCCCCUGGCUUAGUUCCCCUACCUCUCUAGAGGCUGGCCUCGGUUCUUAGUUAUCUCUUUUUUGCCACCUGGCUUGCGUUUCCCUGACCGCAUUGUAACAGCUAACUCCCAUCCAGAGAGGUGACACCUCUGGCUGCCGCAGAGGAUGGCGGCUUUCAUCCGGCUGUCUGAAGAUUCCCAGCUCAGCCUUUCCCUUUACCACUCCUGUAUUCUGUCCAAAUCAUUCUCUUCUUCCUGGGCCAAAGCAGCCAUGGUAGAGACUGAACACAGGGCAGGCCCUGAGAGGUCAAAACUGCAUUCCCAAAGGCUUUGCCUGCCCCAGAAUGAGCUGAGGAGGAAAGGCUGUGUGGCUGAGGCUCCAUCUAUGUAUAAGACCCUGGCUUUGGAGACCUUUCCUUCAGUCAGUGCCUGCGCUCUGAGCCUGUGCCCUUGGCGCCCCAGAAAUGGCCUUGAGACCACAGAAGCCCUCAGAGAAGAGCCUGGCAUUGCCCUCUGGCAAAUGUGGGAUUUCCCAGGCUUUCCUGACACAAGCUGCUUCCCUGAGCUCACUGAAGCUCCUUCUGAGGGAGGAUGUCUCUACUGCCCCUUAAUUUCUCAGCCCCAUUUCACUUCCCCCUUCCUGCUUCUAAAGCAGUCAAUGAAUUCAUUCCACAAAUAUUUAUCGAGUACUUACUUGUGCCGGCACUACUGUUAGGCUCAUGGAGAAAGUGUGAGGGGAGCAGUGGGACCUGGGAAGCCCCCUAGGCCAGCCUCACAUCUCCAACCCCUCUGCGAGCAUUUCUGCCUUCUCUCCAGUGAUCAGACAUGGCCUGGAGGUUCCCUGCAGAGGGCUUGGGCUCGCUCAUCAGUUAGCCCAGUGACCCAUAUGCUUAGCUGCUUAACUGGUGCUGACCCGAGGCAGGACAAGAAUCCAGAAUAGUGUUUGCCUCUGUGGGCAAAAAUGGGACGGAGAGAGGGCAGAGAGAGCCCUGCAGCAGGGGCUCAAAUGGCCCAGCCAACCCCAUCCCCCUGGAGCAGGCGGGUGGCCCACUCCAGCUCCCCCCGAGAGCAACAGCACACUUUGAAUGCACCAGGUUCUUUUUACAAUCCUGGGAGAGAAGCCACAGGACCUCCUUCCUGUCCUCUUCAACCUGAGAGCCCCCAGUCUUUCUAGGCCAAGAGCUGGAGUCGCUGCACCCUCUCUGUCUUUGUAGGAACCAGGUGUCCUGAGUGCCCUGGACAGACCUCAGAGGGGGAAUAUUUGUUCUUGGUUCUGCACCUGCAGACUCUAGGUGUGUGGCUUCAGGGCAGGGACAAUGUGACCAGGCCUAGUUUGUGGGCCAGCCAGGGUUUGUGGAGAUCUCCAUCCCACCAAUGCUCUGACCUUCCUUCCACAGAGAGGCAGGCAGUGCCACCAGGGAGGAGGGGAGCUGUGAAGCUGAAAUCUAGGGCACUGUUUCCUCCCCAUCCUCCUCUUCGUAGAGAAUAUAGACGUUUGUCUUGUCUGUCUUCAACCUACUUUUCCUUUUUGCCUUUUUACAUUUCUCAUCCUUUCCGUGCCGCCUCUCUGCCCAGGAGACCAUGUAGCAUAGUGGAAGAAGUCCUGGGAGGGCCGUCAGAAGUUCUGGGUGGCCAUCCUGGCUCAGCCCGUAACUCAUCACGUGCCAUUGGGUUAGUCCCACCCCACCUUGGGGCCUCAGUGUCCCCACUUGCAAAAUGAACAGGAUAAAGCAGAUGCUCUUCAUGGCCUUUUUCCACUCGGCCAGCCUACAAAUCUUUGUUUUCUCUUCUUUUCCUUUCUUGGGAUCUUUUCCAUCUGAGGGUACAGGAAAUGCCAGGACCUGUUUCAGUUUUUGAAUCCUGCAAGCACAUUCCAAGACUGGCCUGAAACUGCAUGAGCAACAUCACUCUAAAUAUAUAUAUUUUUUUUCAAAAGCACCUUCCCAACCAACUGCGAUGCUGUCCUGGUCCUUUUUACUCACACCCCUCUCUCCUCUCUUGUCCCCGCGCUCCCCCACCUCAGUGCUCCGUGCUGUAUGCGUGUGCUCUCUGUUCUUGUAUACUCAAUAAAAGUGAAAUAAAUGUGUUUGAUGCUGAACCACAAA